This is a messenger RNA of Oncorhynchus keta (chum salmon), 1300 nucleotides long. RefSeq lists its product as uncharacterized. The transcript has 5 exons. The coding region runs from base 35 to 1300 and encodes 421 amino acids. Lineage: Eukaryota; Metazoa; Chordata; Actinopteri; Salmoniformes; Salmonidae. The record is from RefSeq and is a predicted model, not a curated record.
ACCCAAGGACGAAGAGGAGGUGCUUGUGAGUGCCAUGACUGUCACAUACCCUAAACCCUCCACCUCAACCCAGGCAGCAUGGGCAGCUCCUGCCCAGACUCUGGACGUUUUUCUGCCCAGACCCUGCCUGGAUGAAGAAGAGGUAGUGCCCAGCUCCUCCUUGAAGGACAACUCUGUGACGACCACCCAUGCAGCACUGGCAGCUCCUUCCCAGACCCUGGAAGAAGAGGUGGGAGAAGCUGAGGUGUCCGAUGUGAGUGACAGCUCCCUGAUGCCCACCAAGGCCCUUGAGAAGAUUCCCUCCCUCCUACCAGGCAAGGUCCUUAUCGAGGAGGACACCGUCAGUUGCAGCACUCCCUGGGCCACCGUCAUGAGCCCCCAGACCCUGAAGUUUAUCCUCCACGGCAUCAUGUGCCGACUGGAGGCCUCAGAGUCCCCCCAGACAAGGAGGGCCAAUGACCCCUUCAGGCUGAUGAAGGAUCUCUUUCUGGAGGUCCAGCAUGCCCUGAAGUAUGCUGACAUCUCUGUCGUCUUUGGCCUGGAGGAGAGCAUUCAAUUCAGGGGGGAGGAUGCGGUGAAGGCCAUCGUGAAGACUGCAGCUAGAAGAUUGUCCCUGCGUUCGGACUCCAACCGGGCUCAACUGCGUGCCGCGCGCUCUGGUGUUGAGGCAGCCAUCAGGUGCAUGGCGGACACCAUCACACAAGUCAUAGAUGACUAUUCCGAGGACUGGAGUUCCGGCGGCCAUUUUGGAGCCAGGAGGAGACGUGCUAGUGGGAGGUCACACUCCUCAACCUCCUCAAGGAGUGACGUCACCCUCACGGAGGAGCUCCUGGCCCGGAGGGAAUCCCUUGAAGAGGACCUAGAGGAGAUGGCUGAUGACAGCACUGGUUUGGAGAAGACCAUUGUAAGCUCAGCCAUCUCUGCCAAGUCCCAGGAGAAGGAGAAGGAAGAGGCUAUGAAGGAAGAAGUGAGGAAGUCAGGAAAGAAGAGCCGAAUAAAUAAUAAGGACCAGAAGAAGAACAAGGUGUCUCCUCUUGGCAAUGAUAGUACUGUGGCUGCAGAUGAGCCGAAGAAAAACAGGCUCUCUUCCCGCGGAUCACAGCUGCCCUGUUUCGUGGUGUCCGUGUGUUGGCAUGACAUAGCAGCUACGAGCAAGAGCCGCUUCGAUUAUGGGAACAUUCAGCUUGGCUGCCACAGACUGGAGUGCAGAGAGGAACUGCUGAGCAGCAUUGGUACCUUCAUGAUUAAACAGCAGCAGCGGACCUCUGGUUUAUCACUGACCAAUGGUUCCCCCUAUUAG